Desarmillaria tabescens is the source of this 1728-nucleotide messenger RNA. RefSeq lists its product as uncharacterized. NCBI's taxonomy places the organism in Eukaryota, Fungi, Basidiomycota, Agaricomycetes, Agaricales, Physalacriaceae. The transcript has 6 exons. The record is from RefSeq and is a predicted model, not a curated record. The coding region runs from base 1 to 1728 and encodes 575 amino acids.
AUGGAAAGUCAAUUUACCUACGAGCACUUGUCCAACGACCCUACUGGCCUGUUACACAAGAGAAAUGUUGCAGCUCCUAUCGGACCUUUCGAUGGAAGGCUGGGUGCAUUGGUUGAAAAAGGGUGGUUCAUGGUGACCCCCAAUGCAUUAGGAUUGUACCAGCCUCCUCUUGGUAUCAACCGGGAGAUGUACAUGCGAGCAGACUUUAGAUAUGCCGCCGACGACCCUCUAUUGUGGCCGCAGUUCUACGUACGCUCGGAUCCAUGGCUCAGCUGCAUACGAAAGCGUCCCAAGGACCCACUUGACCCCUUCCUACCACUCUACAAUCCUGUCGCUCGCUCUGAUUUCAGUACAUCUGGAUCUGCAUCACAGGACAGUCAACUCGGAAAGUUUUCGGACGCGUCCUUCAUUUGUCUACGCGCGGCCGCUCAGAAAGUCAUUGACAUAAUUCGUCUGGCAGUGGCGGAGACGCAGCGCGUAGCAAUUGAAAUGCGUGCUAUCAUGGACUAUAUCACAAUUUACCUGCCCACGUAUGCUGGCAACCAAUCCGAUACGGAGCUCAUCGGGGCCUUUACGACGGACCCUAUUAUCAUCGAAGAGUUUUUCAGAGCCAGAAUUCCUGUAUGGCUUCUGCUCAAGUUGGACCGACUCCCUUUCACACGAAUCGAUGCCUACACCUCCCCUUUAGAACCAAAUCAAUAUCUUAAUAUUGAGUCUCCACGAAUACGGCUUCGAUCGGUCUUUAUCGGGGCCUCUGACCAAGCUGAAAAGUACAAGGCAUUUCAGGCUCUUUACUCGAAAUCACUUGAGAUUGCCGAACCCUUUUGCGCUCGUCCCCGGCGAAGUUCGUUUGGACCCUCCUCUACCAGAGCCAUUGUCAUCAACACGCGGAAAACCAUAGCGAAACAAAAGCAUCCGAGUCAAUCUAACCAGACGAGAUUCCUUUCAGUCAUUGUUCACCCUCGUUUACCGCCUGCUAUCCCGGUAUGGCAGGCUGCGGUGGAGUCCACAAGCUCAGAUCGUUCUCGAUGUUACCCAGAAGCAAGGAUUGCCGAAGCAAACGGAUAUAUCUUUCCACGACCAGAUAUCUUCAUUGGUGCACAGGACGAACUGCAAAGCUCUCGAACUCGUGAAAGCAUGGCUAUGCCUACGUCCUCUGCUACUGGCACGAGUUUCUUGUUCAUCGUAUUCAGCACAGCCGUUUGGAGAGGCAUAGAGCUCGAGAUGUUAACAAAUGAUCAUCAUCGGGAAAUCGCCUGGGAGCUUGCAGAACUCAACUUCAGGUUCGAGUUGCUAGCAUUGGAUGCACGAGCAGCGACUAACGGAGGAAACCACGAUUUACUCCUGCGCUGUCUACCCAACGGCCUUACCACGGCAUUUGUCGCAGUCGACGUCGGCAGUGCUAAUCAUGGGCUAGGACAUCCGACUUGGCGGCAGAGAGCUCCAUACGUGUUUCCAUUGAUGAAUGCGAUGCGCUCUUGGAAGGCUUGCCCGCAUUUGAUCCAACAGAAGAGGACCAAUUAUACGGAAGCACAAUUUGAUGAGAUCGAAAAAUGUGUUGCUCUUUUCUAUGUGGAGUCGUUCUUUCGCUUCUUCGGUCGUGCACCAGUCAUUCCGCGUCAUCUCCCCCAUUCUCCGCAGACUUCGUUUGUGCCCGAGACAUGUGAGGAAAUGUAUACAGAAAGAUCGGGUCUUGUGUUUGAUAUUGCGCAGUUCCAUGAGCAGUAA